This is a messenger RNA of Penicillium griseofulvum, 1296 nucleotides long. RefSeq names its product pyridoxal phosphate-dependent aminotransferase. NCBI's taxonomy places the organism in Eukaryota, Fungi, Ascomycota, Eurotiomycetes, Eurotiales, Aspergillaceae. The transcript has a single exon. Gene Ontology annotation, biological process: amino acid metabolic process; biosynthetic process. The record is from RefSeq and is a predicted model, not a curated record. Bases 1 to 1296 code for a protein of 431 amino acids. Gene Ontology annotation, molecular function: transaminase activity; pyridoxal phosphate binding.
AUGUCUCAAUUCUUUCUCUCCCGCCGUGCACAAGAUGUCGUCGAUGCCGGAUCUGAGAACCCCAUGUGGGCUGUGAUGAAAGAUGCAUGGGACGCCUCAUCAAACCCCAAUGGAUACGUCAAUGUGGGCGUAGCAGAGAACACACUCAUGCACCCCGAGCUUUUAAAAUAUAUCAACAAGAAGCUCGAGCUACCCGCUAAGUACCUCACAUACAACGAUGGCGGAGGCGGCUCAUCCAGAUUGAAGGCCGCCAUCGCCGGUUUCUUGAACCACAACCUGAAACCAGUCACUCCUCUCGAGCCCAGCCAUAUCCUGGUGACCAACGGCGUGUCGCCUGCAAUCGAGCAUGUCGUAUGGUCAUUUGCCGAUCAGGGCGAGGGAAUCCUCCUAGGAAGACCGUACUACGGUACCUUCAUUCCCGAUAUCUCGCUCCGUUCAGGGAGUCGCGUUGUACCUGUCAGUUUCGGCGAACACGAUCCUCUCGGUCUGGAAGGCGUGGAUAAGUACGAAGAAGCAUUACUGGAGUACCAUCGAACAACAGGGAAGAAAGUCAAGGCUUUGAUGCUUGCUCACCCUCAUAAUCCGCUCGGACGAUGCUAUUCCAGAGAAGUGCUCAUUAAGUUGAUGCGACUGUGCCAGAAAUACCAGGUUCAUUUCAUCAGCGAUGAAAUCUAUGCUCUUUCCGUCUUUGAAAAUACCGUCGAUGAACAACCCGAACCUGUCAAAUUUGAAUCUGCACUUUCAAUCGAUUUGACGGACAUUAUCGACCCGAGAUUGGUUCAUGUCCUUUGGGGUAUGAGUAAAGAUUUCGGUGCAAAUGGUAUCAGACUCGGCGCCAUCAUUUCCCAGGCUAACCGGGAUCUUCAUAUGGCGCUAACUGCGCCUUCGCUUUAUUCUUAUGCUUCUGGAAUCACCGAUCACUUGACUACUCUCAUGCUUGAAGACUUUGACUUCACCACUCGGUAUAUUCAGCAGAACCAGAAACUGCUGUCUGAGUCCUAUGCAUACACGGCAAAUUACUUGAAAGAUCACGGAAUUGAAUAUGCGACAGGAUGCAAUGCUGCGUUCUUCCUUUGGGUGAAUCUGGGGAAGAAGUACCGCGAGCUUCACCCGGACGAUGAAUCUGAGAAUGUCGGGGAACAAGUCAUGCAGCGUCUCUUGCAGAAGAGAGUCUUCUUGGCCAGCGGCUUUCUGUUCGGAUCGGAGAAGGAUGGGUGGUUCCGAAUUGUGUUUACACAGGGCCAUGACUAUUUGACCGCGGCUUUAGAAAGGAUACUCGCUGCACUUGAGGAAUAA